Molecule: messenger RNA, 2656 nt
Organism: Trematomus bernacchii (emerald rockcod)
Lineage: Eukaryota; Metazoa; Chordata; Actinopteri; Perciformes; Nototheniidae
Gene: ap5z1
Product: adaptor related protein complex 5 subunit zeta 1
Exons: 18
Coding region: 70-2532 (820 amino acids)
Cellular component (GO): AP-5 adaptor complex
Source: RefSeq, a predicted model, not a curated record
GGACUCGUUUAGCGAGCGGACUGUUUACCUUCCGCUGCUGACAGGAGGAAUGCUCAUCUUUCUGUCAUCAUGUACUCUCACGGCUCAGAGAGUUUAAUUAAACAAGCAAGGGAGAUCCAGGACUCUGAGCUGCAGAAGUUCUACAGCCGGCUGGUGAAGCUGCUCCAGGGGAAGGAGCUGGGUUACGAGACGGUGGACUCGCUGCAGAGGCUGCACCUCAUCCUCUCCGCCAACAAGUACAUCCGGACGUUGCCUCCAGAGCUUCAGAAGAGGCUUCAGUCGCUCCUCUCCUCCCCUGCCGAGCAGUUUCAGGUGCUGAGCUCAGCGGUGCUCAGAGAGACGCUGCCACCUGCUGCUCACUCGGGGAACUACAGCCAGGAGAACAUCGUCCAGCUGAACAGCCAUGCUGCCGCCCUGCUGCUCUCACAGGCAGGAUCUAGGGCAGACGUGUCGUCUCUCUGCAGUCAGCUCCUUCGGGGUCUGGAGAGCCGUCAAUCAGAGGGGCCGACCAACUCGCUCACACACACUCUGCCCAUCCUCAACACCAUCCUCACACACAACCUCGAGUGCCUCACUGAAGAUCACGUGACCCUCCUGAGUAAAAAGCUUGUUGAUUGGCUGCGUUAUGCGAGCAUCCUUCAGGGAGGCGGGGCUUCCUCUGGAGGAUUCUUCACAGGGCCGAGGUCACGUCAGCCGGUGCCGAUAGCGGAGCUGGAUGGCACGGUGUCGGGGGACUUCUUCACGGUGCUGUGUGUGGGGCAGAGCUUCACGGAGGACCAGUGGAUGAACGUCUUCUCCUUCUCCGCGCUGCGCCACUGGCUGCUCACCUACCACUCGGUUUCUAACGGCAACGGCACAGCGGACACUGCUCACAGGCUGCAGCUCAGCCUCUCCCUCUCCCACUCCCACUCCUUCUCUAAUGAUGACCGUUCGGAGGUGGAUGGAUCGGUGGUUUCCAUGGUUUCUGUGACUUCCUCCUCCAGCCGCCUGCUGCCUCCGAAGGAGCGUCUGAGAGAGAAAUCCUUCCAGUACUGCCAGCGCCUCAUCGAGCAGAGCGACCGCAAGGCGCACAAAAAGUCAGAUGCAGACCUGCAGAAAGCGUGCCUGGUGGAGGCGGUGUGUAUCCUGGACUGUGUGUGUGAGGAAGACGCCUCGCUGGUCUUCCGGGCGUUUCCGUGCAUCAAGGCGCUCUUCGGUCGGCUGAGCUCAGAUCUGUCGUUCGCUCGGGUGCUGCUGCCCAUCGCCCAGUUCUACCUCAACCACGGCGAGAUGGCUGCAGUGGAUUGUGGGUCGGUGUGGGCGCUGGUGUUCGCUCGUUUUCCCGCCGAACUCUUCAACGACCCGUUCCUCGCUCACGAGCUCCUGCGCUUCCUCCGACUGAACCUCGAGAGUCUGCAGCUCCGAGUGCCGCAGUACACGCACUCCUUCCCUAACCUGCUGAAGUUCUUGGCGUGGGACAGCCCGGCGGUGGUGGAUGAUUUUGUGGACCUGCUGCCCUCUCUGGUGACGGCUGGUACUGCAGUGGAGCUGCUGCACACUCUGCUGGACCUGCCCUGUCUGUCCGCCACGCUGGUGCUGCAAGUCAGGUCAACUUGUUUGCCCAUCUCUGAGCAGAGUGGCCGUGGCCUCCUGUCACUCGAUGCCUUUCGAAGCCCGUCUUUCAGAGGGCUUUUCCUCUUCCUGCUGAGAGGGGAAGCGGGCUCAGGAGACACAAUCGACCGACUGAGCACGCUCCAUGAGCUGCUGGUGGAGACUGCUGAUUGGCCGAGAGUUGUUCAGUGUGCCCAGACUGUCCCUGUGCUGUUGCACAUUUUUUUCAACACUGUUAUUACGGUAGCAGAUGAGAAGCUCUUAGCUCACCUGAUCCUGGUGAUGCUGGAGAGAAGCAGCCUCCUCCUCAACAUCCCCAAAUACAACAAAGAGAUACACAGGGUGUUCAGCUCCCACCUGCUGAGGCUGUGUAAGCUGCACCCCUCUCUGGUCAUGGAUCAGUCCCACGAGCUGCUGGAGUUCUCUGGAGCCACGGCCAACGUCUACAGCAAGGAGGAACUCUACACUCAUGUGGUGUGGGUGCUGGGAGAAUACCUCUCGGUGUCAUGUGACUCCCGCUGCUCCGUGACGCUCAUCACUUCCUGUUUCGAGGCGUUGGAGGCGGUGCUGUUUGAGAUCACGUCCUCCGCCCCCCCGCCCGGCACAGACUGCCCCGCCCCCAGAGUCGUCACCACUCUGAUGAGCGCUCUGGCCAAGCUGGCGUCACGAUCACAUGACCUCAUACCCAGGGUGUCUCUGUUCCUCUCCAAGCUGAGAACGGUCACCAGAGGCGGGUCGGUCGCCUGGUGCUCCGAUGAAGAAGACCUUGUUGCCAUAGUAACGCGAGGCGAGGAGUUGUGGUCGCUGCUAAAAGCCCCCGGUGUGGCUCAGAGCGUCCUGACCCCCCCUGCACACGUCACCACCCCCCAGUGGCACAGAGACACCAACGUGGCCUUACCCCUCCGACUGAGGACCCUCACAAACCUCACACACUCACAUUAAUAUCACACACACACACGACCACACACACACACACACACACCCCUCAUGAAAUAUGCAUCCUAAUAAAUCUUGUUUGAUUCUUUUGCACAUUGUUUUUGUAAAUAAAUUAGAUUAUUUGAUUGAA